Molecule: messenger RNA, 9421 nt
Organism: Porites evermanni
Lineage: Eukaryota; Metazoa; Cnidaria; Anthozoa; Scleractinia; Poritidae
Source: the annotation of a GenBank genome assembly
AACGCUUUGAUCGGGAGGCAAACGACUGUCGCAAAGUACAGGAAAAGUUUCUGUUGGAGAUAAUAAGCAGCAAUCGAAACACUAUUUUUGGGCGAGAGUACAACUUUGAAAGCAUACAGAGCAGUAAAGACUUCAUAAAUGUUGUUCCACUGACGACCAAGGCUUCUUACAAGGAAUAUGUUGGUAAGCCAUACACUGUUUAACACACUAAUUCUGUUUAGUCCUAAAUUUCCGGCGGGCGCUUCCUUAUCUUACCUAAACUGGUAAGUUCUGCCCAGCAGGGUCUUGAGUCAAUUGCGAUAUUGAUUGCUACAAGGUGUGAACAUUGGCAGUGCUCCCCCCCACCCCCCCUCCGGGAAUUCGUCUCCCCUUCUCAGGUACCGUAUUUAUUCGAAUAAGCGCCCAACCUCGAAUUAGCGCCCACCUCGAAUAAGCGCCCAUCCUAAAGGCAGAAAAAGAUAAUAAGCGCCCACCCCCUCCUCCCCCCAAUCAAACUCAAAUAAGCACUCACCCCCACCCCACCCAAUUAAGUGAAUAAGUUCCAAUAAGAGACUUCCUUGAGGACGGAGUUUUCUUCAGAGUAUUUUACAGAAACCUUGCUUUGUUACUUCUUCGCGUUUUGUUUGUAGCAUUUAUUAUUUUGUUGCAAAAAAAAAUACUUCACUUGCUGAAAAUGGUGAAAAUUUAAUAAGCGCCCAACCUCCAAUAAGCGCCCACCUCGAAUAAGCGCCCACUCUCAAGGUCCAAAAAUUUAAUAAGCGCCCAGGGCGGUUAAUCGAAUAAAUACGGUAUGUCAAAUGUAUACCAUUUACAGCAUUUACUGAUCCCUUUCUUCAAACUGUCACGAUUUGGAGAUCAGCACACGAGAUACACUUCCAAUUCAAUUCAAUCUAUUUACAUUUCCAUGCCAUUACAAUAUAGCGGCCGAUUACAAUAAUUCAUCAGCAAUACACUGACCUUUUUAGGGAAUGACUCAAUAGAAAAAAAGUCCUUUACAAUUCAAACAUCUAUAAAAACGCCAUAGCUAAAAGCAAAAUAAUAAAGGAUCACAAUAAUAGAGAAAAAGGAGUAACAAGAAGAUUAUAAUUAAUAUUGUUAUUAUUCUGCGUGUUUAUACCUUUCGUUCAAAGGUUUGACCCGUAAAUCGUCACGUUCAAAGAUUGGAAAAACAUAAUCGCUAACGCGAAUGGCUAACGGCUUAUUAGAGAUGAAUAGGGCAGGCACGGCCAGUAAAACUGGGAGAAUUACAGGCGCGGAUCCACACCGGUCAGAUUUUUCAUACUAAAGAUACAGUCGACUCCCGAUAACUCGAACCCUCGCUAACUCGAACCUCGCGCUAACUCGAACCAAAAUCGAUUUCCCCUGGAUUUCCGUCAUACAUUCACUGUAAUUUUACCCUCGGUAACUCGAACCCUCGAUAACUCGAACUCCCACUAACUCGAACCAAUCUAUGUUUCCCUUCAAGUCAUUUUCUAUAUAAUUUUACCCUCGAUAACUCGAACCAUGUUUUGACCCCUUAAAAAGUCGGGAAAAAAGCCGUCUACUGGCGUCCGAAACAUUGAAUUUUGGAUUUCCUAUUGACGUGUUGUAGGAGUAAAGUUUACUAGUGGAGGCUGAUGUUGAUUGUCACAGGCAAACGUGAAGCAGCUUUUCUUCUCAAAACAGCAAAACGCAUGCUCAAUUUAGGCUGUUUUGUUACGUUACGUUCUGAUUUAUAAUCUAAAAGUAUCUUUUAGUUUUCACUUGACAUUUCUACUAUUAAAUGUGAUUAAAAUGUUCAUUGUGCAAUAAAAACUGUUUUUUACCUUUCUCUCGGCUAUUUUCUUCGAACUCCCGGUAACUCGAACUCCCGAUAACUCGAACCUUUUUCCAUUUCCCUUGAAGGUUCGAGUUAUCGGGAGUCGACUGUAUUUUUAAUAAAGAAAAGAACUUUCCAAGUUGCAAGGCUUCAUCCGAGGAAAAUGGAACUGGCCAAUACCCUGUCAGAAUGACUCAGAAUCCCAGGAAAGCGGACUUAAGGGAGUUACAAUCCAAAAGUUUUCCCGGGGGAGCAUGCGCCCGGACUCUCCUAGAAGCUUCCGCCUUCGGCGGUCGUUCAGGAAUUCGAUCAGUAUUUAUCCUAGAUACGCGCCUGAAUUAGGUGGCUGUUUUUUGACACCAUGAUAUGAAUGCUGAGGGCGCUGCAUGGUUAACCCUUUAAGCCCCAAUAUCCACAUACAAAUUCUCCAAACUGAUCUCCAUACAUUUCCUUAAAGAAUGAGUUGAGAGAAUUUGGUAGAAGAUCAAGGCAUUUUCUCUUAGGUGAUCAUUUUAUUAAUUCUCAUAACCAUUUCUCUUGGCAACACAUGAACACUGUUAGGAGAAAAUUAAUGUUGGGCACUAUUGCGGCUUAAAUAGUUAAACUUUCAAGAAGUCCGAACUGAACGAAUGUCUGCUUAAUAACACUAAACGCUUUUGGUCCUUUGUCAAAUCCAUGACAAAACAAAAUCGCACACCUACCUUUCUGAGAGACGGCCAUUUAUGGUUUUCUUCUAUUUGGUUUUGGGGGCAAGAUUUCAACUAAGACAUUGUCCUGUCGCAUCAUAAUAUUGAUUUACUCAUUGACCUGUCGCAUUAUAAUAUUUAUUUAUUCAUUUUUUUCUGUCUAACGUAUUUUAUAUUUUCUUAUAUUUUUUUAUGUACAUAUUAAUUAACAACAUGGACGAAUUCAACAAAGUAAAAUAAAGUAAUUUCUAAGUGUAACGAGAAUUUACUUUUACAGUCGACUCCCGAUAACUCGAAACUUCUACGGAAAUCGAAAAAAGGCUGAGUUAUCGGGAGUUCGAAGCAAAUAACUGAAAAUAAGAAUUUGUUUUGCUUCCAUCAGUGUUCCUGAAAAGUGAACUACAAAUGUGUUUCAACGAAAAAAACAUGUGAAACGUGAUUUCAAAUAACACGUGAUAUUGCUUCGUCUAUGACGUCACAAAACACGUUUUCCUAAACUGGGAAGGUUUGCAAACGUAAAUCUUAGGAAAGACACUACCAAAAUGUUACUUAAACAGUGUAAAUCGUAAAUCUGGCUUGUAUGAUUGGAAAUGUUAUUUAUCCUAUUAGCUAUUCAACUAAUUAAUAAGUCAAGUGACCCUUUUCCCUUUAUUUACCGAUUCCUAUAUAACGUAAACAUACAUACAAGACGAAUUUUUCAGAACCUUUUUAAUAGCCUCUGAAAUGUACCUAAAAGAACUUGUUGCUUUUUCACUAUCCUUUCUCCAUUUUAGAGUAAAUAUUUUGACCGUUACUGAAUUCCCAAUUAUCAGUCACGUGACGAAAAUUUGAGCUUCUAAAAUGUCUUAUAUUGCUAAGACCAUUAAGCUACAGUUGUAGUUCAAUUUUCAGGAUCAUUGAUAGAAGCAAACCGUUCUAGAUAGCAUUUUACCUAAAUAUGCAUAUACAGUCAUGCCUUAAGUGGGCUGAGUGACACGGCUGUUUCGAAAUAAAUUCAAUGUUUCGGACUUCAGUACAUGAUUUUUUUUCCGACUUGUCACGCACUUAAAACAUGGUUCGAGUUAUCGAGGGUAAAAUUGUAUAGAAAUCAUCUGAAGGGAAACAAAAAUUACUUCGACUAAGCGGGAGGUUCGAGUUACCGAGGGUAUAACUAAAAAUGUAUGAAGGAAAUUUAGGGGGAAUCGACUUCUAGUUAGCGAGGGUUCGAGUAAUCGGGAGUCAAGAGUCAACUAACAUCUAUUAAUCAUCCAAAAUAAGUGGCUGUUUCCUUAGAAACGGUACCAAACAGUCUGGAUCCCCUCAGCGCAUUAGGACUUCUUGAAUUCCCCUUGAAAAUGACUUAAAUCUUUGCUUCGAUUUUAACGUAUGAAGACAGGAUCGCUAAAGGUGAAGAUGGGGUGCUGACAAAAGAGAAGACGAGCAAACUGGCCGUGACGUCAGGAACCACAGGCUCCCCAAGUAUGAUACCUCGUGUUCAGAGUCAGGAGAAACCAAUCCGUAUUGCAGUAGCCGCACUGUCGAGUGCUAUGUAUUCUGCACAUCCUCAGGUAGAUGAAAAAGGUUUGCUGUUAUUGGCGAAAAGGGACCCCUACUUGAAUAAGCGCCUGUCCCUUGACCAAACUAGCAAAUGAGCGCUCCUCUCAUACCCAGUACCCAUCGCUUUCUCCCCAGUGGAGGUGAGUCCCUUAAUGUUAUGUAUGAUCUAUAUAUGUGCCACCCCGAAGGGUAUAGUUUUGGUCUGAAAGAGGAUAUGAAUUAUGCCCAUGGUGGUCUGAAAUAGGGUCGAGAACAGGGCGGUACAACCCCACUAAGAAUUCCUAAGAGUACCCUUUCUCUGGGUGCUUUCUUUAAUAUUAUUAAGAUAUCAUAGUAAAUGAUCUAAAGGAAAAUCUUUUCCUUUACUCACCUUUAGAAUUUCUUAAGAUUUCUUAUUAUUCAUUGGAAAUAUUUCCCCAAUUCUGAUUGGCUAAAAGCACACGCAUAAUUCACCCCUUCCUACACAACCCUACUUUUAACUAUCAUAACCGGUUACUGAUGACCAAAUUUGGAAGAAUUUUGUGUUUAACGAGGAAAUGACGUCAAAAAUGCAGCCUUCUGCAGGUUAAUGCACCGCUAACCGAGAAGACCUGGGGACGAGAUUGAGUUGUUUUCGUUGUAAAAACUAAAAUGGCGGACACUUCACUCGUUUCAAGAGUAAGAACUACAGCUGGAGCUAGGCGAAAUAAUGGCUAAAAACAUAGCAAAAACAGCAAGAAGACAACUAGGAGGGCGACAUCUGCUAUUUGGAGAAUAUUUGCGGAGCUGGACAAACCUAAACGUAAACUAUCGAAGAUAGACUUAACAUCGAUGCAGGUAAGCUUGUUUUGGCUAUAUUUUAAACUAGGAAUUAUUUUGGAUGAAUAAUAAAACAAUUAUUGAAUUUGGCUUUCGUAUCAUAUGAAGAAUUAUGGAGAUCUCGGAGGGUGUUAUCCGCCUCGGCCUACGGCCUCGACGGAUAACAACCUCCUCGAUCUCCAUAAUUCUUCAUAAGAUAAUCAGCCUCGUUCACUAAUUGUUGAUUAAAAUAUGACUAUCCAGCGCAAACAAAGGAGAACACCUUCUUGUCCGUUCAGUUCCAGCCUGGAGUUUCGUCUCUCUUCGAGUGUUUGCAGUUCUUUUGUGUGAAUUAUCCACUGUGUUAGUUUUCGUCAUAUUACAAAAGGCACGCCGUUUUUAAAGGGCGCAAAUCGUAAGUCUUACUAAGGGACCCCUUUGAUUAAGCGCCUUCCUUUGAAUAUGCACCCCCUCUUUCGGAAGAACUUUAGAUAGGCUGUCGCGCACUUAUUUCAUCAAAUGUAAAUGAAGAAACUUUGUAAAUAUCUUAUUAUCCCCUCCCCAAGGGGCUUUUCAGGGAUAAUUUACAACACUGGUUGGGGGACUUUGCCAGACUGCUUAAGGUGCAGUUUAGAAGUACUGAAGGAAUGAGUGAUGAUGCCCCCAAACAUGAGUGUGAAAGUGAGAUAGACCACUACACCGGGCACUACGUGCCCUACUCUUUACGAAGAGUGUGUGGGUUCUUUAACGUCCCACAGAUUUAUUACAUGUGCAAGGGCUUGUGAGACGGGGCCUACGGUUAUUGUUAUUACAAAGGCAGCACUUUCUCCUCAGUUAUUUAAAGACCCUUAGUGUUGGUCCGGCCGGGGUUUGAACCUACGGCCUCCCGCUCAGCAGACCGGCGCUCUCCCAAUUGAGCUAACCGGGCGGCGCUAAUUCAAGAGCCUUGUGAUUCGAUUGGUCUUACAGUGCACCUCCAGGUUAUGUAGCUAGUGUAUCCAACCUAACAUUACAGUUUUAUUCCUUAAAUUGCAGACUUUUAAUCUACAGAAAACUCUGGGAUUCUUUAGACAAAGUAGAAACAAAGAGAUAACUGAAGGCGGAAUUCUUAAAAGUGCUAUAACCAAUAACACACCAAGCGUAUCUGAGUUGGCACGGUACUCGACCCCAGCCCCCGGCUUUCACAUUUUGGAAAGCCACGCGUCGUACUAUGUUCACUUGCUAUUUGGUUUAAAAGAUCGUAACAUCGGAACUAUAUUUUCGUACUUGGCCGUGUACACAUAUAGAGGUUUUCUGGAACUAGAGAAAAACUGGCAACGUCUGGUGAAGGAUAUUGAAGAAGGAAGUUUGGACUCCGAUCUAGAAUUGGAUACUAAGAUAAGAAGGUAAAAAUUAUGUUGAAAGUAAUCACGUUUGAGCCCUAAGCUUGCUAAGUUUAUUAGAGUUUCAGGCAAUUCCAUACCUUCAGAUGAGGGGGAGCCCGGUCAUCCAGACCCUGAGAUAAGUGGGAGGCCAGUCUCAAAAAAUUUUUUUUCGCCCCUUCGGGCUUCAGUUUGGUCUAAAAAAUAAGAGGAGGCCCGGGCCUUCUGGUCCCCUCCCCUGGAUCUGCCACUGAUUUAUUGAUUUGGGAUUGGAUCGAGUGACGACGGCGUAAGGACGACAAGUCUCUGUGUCGAAGAAAUGGGAUCCUUUAGUCCUUCUCCUUAACAUUAGUUGUUACCAUCGGACCUGCUUGCUUUUGAGAGGGCAUCGUUUUUCAAACAUAAUUUAGCGCUGUAUUUGUUUCCUUGUUGUACUGCUUGCCACCGAAAACACCGAAAGAGGAAUAAAAAUGCCUGCGUUUGUAAACAGAGACGCAUUAUGGUGCACCGAGCGGCGACCAAUUUGCCUCUUUAAUCACCGCGUGAAAAAAGGAGGAUCAACACGUGAUGGGGGAACUUUAAUUAUUGUUUUACUUUGGUGUUGUUUCAGUGAGCUGGAUAGGUAUCUUAAACCUGACAAGAAGCGAGCUGAAGAAUUACGAAAAGAAUUCCAGGCAGGAUUUGAUGGAAUAGCAUCAAGAAUCUGGCCAAACUUAAGGAUUAUAAGGGGUAGGACUACAGGUAUAGUAGCAAAGUGUGAUGUUUUUGUCUUCAUCAAAUAAAAAAAAAAUAAAAAGUGGACACCAGGAUGCUACGAAUCAUUAUUCGCUCGCCACAAGCAAAGAACGCACCCAAAGGCACUGUCAUUGCUCAGUUUUCACUUGCUUUAUUUCCAGAUCCUCGUUGCAAACCCGACUUUUAAAAAAUGAUGCGAUUUUAAGGAAAUUUGUUUUUGCCAAUGUUUUUUUCCUCCCUCGUUAUUUAGGGCGACAAGAGUUGUAUGCAAAGAGACUGCGAGAAAAAUACACAGGUGAUGUGCCUAUGUACUCUUCUUUAUACAUAAGCUCUGAAUCGAUCAUUGGUGUCAAUUUAUGGCCAAAAGAUGAGCCGAUGUAUCUACCUGUGCUGUCAGCCGCCUUUUUUGAAUUUGUACCUGUUGAAAAUUGCCAUGAAGAACAAGCCAAGGUAACUUUUCGUUGGACAUUAUGUCCAGAUUGAUUAGUCGCGGGGUUUUUCUUACACCCUCUCUUGUGGACGAGUCACGCAAGCCAUGUCAUGAUUGUACAGGCAUAUGUAAAAAAGAAACAAAAAAUGCUUUUCAUUUCUCGUCCUUUUCAGCGCCGCUUACUUUAUAUACUUUUUCAGUCUCAUCAUGAGAAGGAUAGCAUCGCAGUGGCGGCAUUUUUUCUCCUAUUUUUAACUCUUCAUGACCACAGUCAAUCAUGAAAAUAAGGGGAGGUGGUUAUCCAGACCCUGAGAAAAAGAAAGGCAGUCUCAAAAAAAAUUUUUUCGGCCCUUCGGGCCUCGGUUUGGUCUAAAAGCUUUUCUGCGUUGUUCCCGCAAGUUGUGUACUUCACUUUCACAAUGAAAAGCCACAGAACUGGAACUUGGCCAAUACAAGCCAACCUUGCACUCGAGUCAAUGGAAAUUUUUUCAAUAUAGUAUAUGUGUAUAUAUAUUUGUGUGAAUUUGCUAAAAGGUGCCUUCUAAGUGUCAAGCCAGGGUAGCGGGCAAAAAUAGAGGGGGCUGCCGCGAAGCCCAAUACCGGCAGAUAGCCCAGGGACAGACCUAACAGUUGGUGGGUGGAUGGGAGCUCUGGACCAAAGUAGGGGGAGACUUUCGACACUUUGACAAGUUAGAGAGCAGCAGUGCAAAGUCAAGGAAUUUUGCCUACGGGCUACCCCAGCCAAAUCAUUGCUCUAUGGUGUCAAUUGUACAGCACGGGGGGGAGGAGUGAUUGACUAAUGAUGAGUGGUCAGCACUAUUGAACAAAUAUGUAUGUCAAGUCAAUGAAGGUUGUAGGUUGUAGGUUGUAGUGGGAGGUUGAGUUCUUGAUUCUUGGACUUUGCUCUCUAUAAUCCGAUUUUUCCAAAUCCACUCAGAUAUAUCUAACCGAAUAUAUGGAAACCGCACCAGCUAGCAGCUCUAGGCCACAUAUCUUAACUUGACUUAAAUAGAGUAAAUAUUUGUAAAGAAAAUCAGCUCUCACCCACAAGCCUUCUAAGGUGAGUCUAUUCUUGGUUUCUGGCCUGAUUAGCAAAGAAAUAUUCAAGUCUAUCAAAACUUGGCCAACUCUAGCUGCUUUAAGGCUCUACAUGACAGAGGCAGCUUGAGACCUUAGCUAGCCCUAAGAAGAGAAUUCAAGACCACAUCGCCUUGACACGGCCUCGUAGCCCAGCAAAUGGGUGAGGAGAAUCCUUUUAUUGGCCAAUUGGCAUGGCACAUUUAAAGAAUUUGGCAUGACAAACUUAAAGCAGACACAUGAUCAGUGAACGGAUUAUCCAGAGACUAACUGAUCAUAUCACGCUUUUGCCGCACCCUCUCCCGCUAAGGAUUGACAUGUUCUAACAUUUGCGUCAUUUUAAAUUGGACUCGUUGAAAUGCUUCUAGUAACCACUAACUUACCGCCCGGCGUCAGAUAAAGGCUUUUAAUCGGCCUUUAAAUGAUGUUUUAUUGUUUUAAAUUGCCAAGUAGUAGAAUGAGUUGAUUUUUUUGCUAACCCAGUUUUCAAAAAUCCAGGUAUAUAUAUCCGCCUAUAAAUGGCUGUACCGGACUCGCUAGUAGUCUAAAAUGUAUACCUUGCCGUUGUUGAAGGUUUUCCAGAUGCCUUUAAUAAAGGAUUUUCCUCCUUUUUUUUCCUUCAUAGACUUGUUUAGCCGAAGACCUUGAAGUAAACUCUCUCUACGAGCUGGUUAUAACUACGCCAGGUGGUCUUUACCGAUACAGAAUGGGAGAUGUGGUGAGAGUCGCCCGCUUCCACUACAAAUCUCCUGUCUUGGAAUUCCAGUACCGUAGAGGCACGGUUCUUCCUUGUCAUAUGACUGAGAAAAUGGUCUACGACGCAUUGUGUGAAUCUGUUGAAAGUUUCAAAGAAAUAAAACUGGUUGACUACACAUGCGCAGGAAGUCUGCUAUUUGAUGGCAUCUCCUCAGAGACUGGAACCAAGAAAGGACCAGAGCAGGCUCCUUUCCAUAUCGUGUUUGUAGAGCUGAGCGGUUUCUUGACAAAAGAAGAAACGUGUUUACUCCAAGAAAAGGUAUAG